Gossypium raimondii (Peruvian cotton) is the source of this 1210-nucleotide messenger RNA. RefSeq names its product annexin Gh1. The record is from RefSeq and is a predicted model, not a curated record. NCBI's taxonomy places the organism in Eukaryota, Viridiplantae, Streptophyta, Magnoliopsida, Malvales, Malvaceae. The coding region runs from base 61 to 1026 and encodes 321 amino acids. Gene Ontology annotation, cellular component: cytoplasm. The transcript has 4 exons. Gene Ontology annotation, molecular function: calcium-dependent phospholipid binding; calcium ion binding.
UUGCAUAUAUACACUUGGAAACUUAAAAUAAAAGGAUCUCUUUUUCCAGGAAACUUUGAGAUGGCCACUAGUUUCAUUCGAACCCCUAGACAACAUGAGCAAGAUUGCCAUAUCCUUCACUCUUACUUCUCUGGCAAUUUUGGGGUAAUCAGCAAUGAAGAAGUCGUCAGAAUAUUUGUCAAUCGAGACUCGAAUGCGCUCAAGCUCGUUUGCCAAACUUACAGUCAUUGGUACGGCCAAGAUCUUCUUCAGUUUGUGUCGAAUGUUCAGAGGAAUAACUCGUUUGCGAGGAUAGCUUAUCUCCGCAUGGUUGAACCUUACGAACGUGAUGCUCAGCUACUGAGGCAUUCAUUGUUUGGGGGAAGUCUAAACCUCAAUACUCUAAUCGAAGUAGCUUGUACCAGACCAUCUUCGGAGCUGUUACAGAUCAAACAUUGCUAUCAAACUCAAUAUAAAUCCGACCUCGAAAAGGAUUUAACUAUGAAAAUCAGUGGCGGAUUCAAAGAGAUUCUGGUGACUGUUCUGAGAUCGUGUCGGAAUUACAGUAGUAAAGUAGACAUGAGCUUAGCAAUGUGCGAUGCAAAGACUCUGUAUGAAGCACUGGAAAGUGGGAAAAACAUAGAUCAGAGGACGAUAAUUUCGGUUUUGAGCCGAAGGAACAAUGGCCAAGUAAGAGCCAUACUAAGCUCAUACAAGCAACUUUAUGGCCAUGAAUUGAGCAAGUCCGUCAAGAGAAGCAAGUAUGGUCAAUUCGGGAAGGAGCUUCAAGUCGUGAUCCGAUGCAUACAACAUCCAGAGAAAUUUUUCGCAAAACAACUGAGGAUGAAAAAUGCAGAUGGACGAGAGAUUUUGAUUCGAACGGUGGUUACCAGAUCGAGAAUCGACAUCAAAGGGAUAAACAAAGCUUUUGCAACAAAAACAGGCAGCUCUUUAGAAAACCUUGUGGUACGAGAAUUCGGCAGCAGUAAGAACAAGAAUAACGACAUUGUGGUCGGUAUCUUGGUCGGGCUAAUCAAAGGUGGCUAAAGACACAAUUUAGUGGAAUAUGGUUCAGGAUCAAGGCAGAUUUGGUGCAUAAAUGAAUUGUCUUGUUUAUAUGUUUCUAAAUUAACAAUUCAUUGUAAUUAUCAACAAAGAUCCCUGUCCGAACAUAUCUUUUUGGGUACAUAUGUAAGAAUAAGAUAAGAAAAGAUAUGUAAGAACUGCAAUA